This is a messenger RNA of Caenorhabditis angaria, 2161 nucleotides long. The record is from the annotation of a GenBank genome assembly. NCBI's taxonomy places the organism in Eukaryota, Metazoa, Nematoda, Chromadorea, Rhabditida, Rhabditidae.
AUGUUGGCCCGAAAAUUGAUGAGGACAAAUUUCGUGCGAAAUAUGUAUAUUCAAGUUCAGGAGACACCAAAUCCACUGUCUCUCAAAUUUCUUCCCGGCCAACAAAUUUUGCCAGACACAUCGAAAACCUAUGAUUUUGCAUCGGCAAGCACAGCUGUUAAACAAAGUCCGCUGGCUGUGUGAGUUUUUAGUCGCGUCGCGGCUAUGCGUCGCGGUUGGGUUGAGAACCGCGACGCACAGCCGCGCGCACGCGACUGACGAACCAGAAAAUUUUGCAGAAAACUUCUACGAGUCGAAGGAGUGAAGCGCGUGUUUUUCGGUGAGAAUUUUGUGACAAUCACAAAAUCGGAUGAAAAUGUUGAUUGGGCAUUAUUGAGACCCGAAAUAUUCUCAACAAUCGCUGAUCAUUUACAAACUGGAAAACCGAUUAUAAAUGAGGAAAAUGCUGGAAAUGGCGAGGAAGUUGGUGAGGUUUUCUGAAAAUUGAGGAUUUUAGCUACAAAAUCAUUUUUUAAUCGAGGAGUUUCGUCAAUUUUGAGAUGAAUUACGAUUUUUUGAAAAUGACGUGUUUUUUAAACCCAGAAAUUUUAAUUUUACAAAAUUUUGUGAUUUUUUAUGCAAAACAUGCAACUUGAUAAUAUUGUUUUCAAAAUUUCACCAAAAAAUUAUCAAAAAAUUCUGAAACGUAUUUUUUUCCGGGUAUUUAAAAUCCGAAUUUUCAUGAAAUUCGACUUCACUGUUUUUUCGAAAUUUGAAAAUUUUUAAACUAAUUUUUAAGAAGCUCCCAAAAAAAAUCUCUUGAGUUACGCUAACUUUUGGAUGUUUUUUUUUUCAAAAAAUCGAUAUUCAUCUCAAUGUUGACGAAAAUACUUGGUUUUGUAGCUAAAAACUUCAAUUUUUCAAUCAACGAAUGUUCUUAGCUCAAAAAAUUUUUUUCGGUUGAAAAAUUUAGGUUUUUAGCUAUAAAAUCAUUUUUUGAUCGAGGAUUUUCGUCAAUUUUGAGAUGAAUAUCGAUUUUUUUUUGAAAAAAACAUCGAAAAGUUAUCGUAAAAAACUCAUCGCAAAUACAUAUUUGCUUUUAAAAAAAUUGGGGUUUUUAACCCAGAAAUCUCAAUUUUGCAACAUUUUUUGUUUUGUUUUUUUGACCAAAUCAUUAUCAAACUCUAUUGCUUUCAAAAUUUCACCAAAAAAUUAUCAAAAUAUUCAGAAACGUAUUUUUUUCGGGUAUUUAAAAUCCGAAUUUUCAUGAAAAUCGACUUCACUGUUUUUUUUAACUUUGAAAACUUUUAACUAAUUUUUGAGAAGCUUUCAGAAAACAUCUGUUGAGUUACGCUAACUUUUGAAUGUUUUUUUUAUUGAAAAAAAUCGAUAUUCAUCUUAAAGUUGACGAAAAUACUUGAUUUUGUAGCUGAAAACUUCAAUUUUUCAAUCAACGAAUGUUUUAGCUCCAAAAAAAUUUUAUUGAUUGAAAAAUUGAAGUUUUUAGCUAAAAAAUCAUUUUUUAAUCGAGGAGUUUCGUCAAUUUUGAGAUGAAUAUCUAUUUUUUUUGAAAAAAAAACAUCGAAAAGUUAUCGUUGCUUACAAAUUUUGAUUUUUGGACGAUAUUGGCUCCAUUUGAAAAAUCGAUUUUUUUAAAGUUAAAAAUUAAAAAUUUUAACCCAGAAAUCCUCAAAAAAUACCUGAAAUGACUGUUUUCAAAAUUUCACCAGAAAAAUUAUCACAAAAUUCUGAAACGUAUUUUUUUCGGGUAUUUUUAAAAAAAAGUUUUUUUUUCUUAAACCAAAAAGUUUCCUUCCAGAAGACACCGAAGUUGUUCUAAUGAUCAAAGAAAUUCUCGAAAGUCGAAUUCGCCCAAUGGUCCAAGAAGAUGGAGGAGAUAUUGUAUAUGUUGGAUUCGAAGAAGACACCGGAACUGUGAAAUUGAAAAUGCAAGGUUCAUGCACUGGUUGUCCGAGUUCGGGUGUGACUUUGAAAAAUGGCAUUGAGAAUAUGCUCACGUUUUAUGUUCCUGAGGUAUUUUUGUACUUCAUUCUAUGAAAAAAAUAUUUGAAUUUUGUCAAUUUUCAAGGUGAAAAAUGUGAUUGAAGUGAAAGAUGAAUCGGAUGAUCUUGUUGAACGAGAAUUGGCAAAAUUCGAACAAUCGCGUGGAAUUAAAGAUUGA